Molecule: messenger RNA, 162 nt
Organism: Emiliania huxleyi CCMP1516
Lineage: Eukaryota; Haptophyta; Isochrysidales; Noelaerhabdaceae
Exons: 1
Source: RefSeq, a predicted model, not a curated record
AUGUGGGGCGACUGCUCCGUCGGCCCGGUCUUGCGCCAGCGCCUCGUCGGCGCCGGCCUACAGGCGCCGACCGCCAUCCAGUCUGCCGCCUUCGGUCCGCUCUCGCGCGGCUCCAACGGGCUCCUCUCGGCGCAGACGGGCGCGGGCAAGACGCUCGCCUUC